AAGGCGUUCAAAUUGCGGUGUUCAAAGACUUUAUAAAAGCUUCUUUGCUUGGCUGGCUGGCUUACUUUACGCAUAGCAAAACGUCAUGUCUGAAGUACCGAUUUACGGACUCGACAAGGAAUUGGCUGCAAAGGCCGCGGCAAAGUACGAUCCUGCGCGAGAGGCUGAAGCACGGGCUUGGGUGGAAGAGGUGACCGGCGAGAAAUGUCAAGGGGAAACGUUGCAAGAUGGGCUGAGGGAUGGCGUACUGCUUUGCAAACUGAUCAACGUCCUGCUGCCCGACAAGCCGCUCAAAUUCACUACAUCGCGCAUGCCGUUCAAGCAAAUGGAAAACAUUAACCACUUUCUUGGCGCUUUGACAACCUACUUUCAAGUUCCCGCCUCGGAUCAGUUUCAAACGAUCGACCUCUAUGAGAACAAGAACCCCAAUCAAGUAGUCGAUACAUUGUUUGCUCUGUCACGCCACGCACAUAAACUCGGAUACCUGCCUAAUGGGCCGACUUUGGGACCGAAGCUUGCCGAGAAACGCGAACUGUCCUUUUCAGACGAGCAGUUGGCCCAAGGGAAGAGCAUAAUCGGCUUACAGAUGGGGUUUGCAGGAGGCGCCAGUCAGAGUGGUAUGGGCGCGUAUGGUGGGAGAAGACAGGUUGUGGACCCGUCAGUUGGCACUGGGGAUGUUGCCGGGACAAGUCAGCAGAUGGGGUUUAGUGGGGGUGCGAACGCAAGUGGUAUUGUCUAUGGUGGGAGACGAGAGAUUGGCGGCGCAGAUCCAGGGAGACGGCCUGUAGACCAAUGACAACCAUGGCGGAACCAUGGUUGUGUGUAAUGGGGGCCUUUGUUUUGGAUGGAUGACAAGUAUCGGUUGACGGGAUGUAGCGCAGAAGUAAUGUGGUUCACCAGAUACAAAACACUCUAGAUACACAAAGACAUCUCUGAGACAAUGGGGGGAAAACCAUCAAACAUGUUGGGGGCCCUCUGGCCUUGUGCUCGAAACCCAGUAAACCAGUCGCAGCACACGGCUUUGUUGAUAAAGUGUUGGUGAAGGUCUCACAAGUUGACUAAUGGCUGUCGUUAUGUAUACUCUAGUUUUUGCAUGCACGUUUUUAUUCUACAAAACUAUCGGUUGUGUAUGUGUGUGUGCAGAUUGGACAAGUGCAGAUUGGCUGAUCCCCA
Messenger RNA from Spizellomyces punctatus DAOM BR117, 1173 nucleotides. RefSeq lists its product as uncharacterized. The record is from RefSeq and is a predicted model, not a curated record. Gene Ontology annotation, biological process: actomyosin structure organization. The transcript has 4 exons. Gene Ontology annotation, molecular function: actin binding. The coding region runs from base 86 to 796 and encodes 236 amino acids. NCBI's taxonomy places the organism in Eukaryota, Fungi, Chytridiomycota, Chytridiomycetes, Spizellomycetales, Spizellomycetaceae.